CUUUAGCUGGAAGGGAACAAGUUGUUAUUGUCUCAAAUUGCAGAUUCAGGAAGGAACCAAUGGAGUUCGAUGAAGUUGCAGUUUAUUUCACGGAGGAGGAGUGGGGCUGUUUAACUGAAGAACAAAAAGAACUUUAUAAGGAUGUGAUGAUGGAGAAUUACCAGACCCUCAGGUCUCUAGGAUAUGUCCCUGAGAGACCUUUACUUGUUACACAGAUUGAGCACAGAGAGGAGCCAUACGUGAGCAGUUUUCCUAUUACCAGAGAUGCAGAAAACACUGAUGUAGUGAAAGUUGAGAUAACAGAAGAUCUGUUUACGUGUAAUCAGGUGAAGACUGAGGAGGAUGAAGUUCCUAUAACUCCAUCUACAGGUGAAUUUACAAACUGCAAUGAUUCAUGCUCUGAAUGUGGGAAAUGUAAUAUUCAGAAAUUGCAUCUUAUUAGUCACCAGAAAAUUCAUACAGGAGAAAAAGCAUUUCCAUGUUCUGAAUGUGGGAAAUGUUUUAUCCAGAAAUCAGAGCUUUAUAGAGAUUUGAAAAGUCACACAGGAGAGAAACCAUCUUCAUGUCCGGACUGUGGGAAACGUUUUAGUCGUAAAAAAAAUCUUAAGAAGCAUCAGAAAAUUCAUACAGGGGAGAAAGCAUUUUCAUGUUCUGACUGUGGGAAACGUUUUAGUUGUAAAAGAAAGCUUAUUACACUUCUGCAAACUCAUACAGGGGAGAAAACAUUUUCCUGUUCUGACUGUGGGAAAGGUUUCAAUCGGAAAUCAGCUCUUACUAAUCAUCAGAAGAUUCAUACAAGAGAGAAAGCCUUUGCAUGUACUGACUGUGGGAAAUGUUUUACUCGGAAAUCAACUCUUAUUAUGCAUCAGAACAUUCAUGUAGGGGAAAAAAGAUUUUCCUGUUCUGACUGUGGGAAAUGUUUUAAUUGGAAAUCAGCUCUUACUAAUCAUCAGAAGAUUCAUACAGGAGAGAAAGCCUUUGCAUGUUCUGACUGUGGGAAAUGUUUUAUUCAGAAAUCAAAUCUUUACAUGCAUCAGAAAAUUCAUAUAGGGGAGAAACGAUUUUCUUGUUCUGACUGUGGGAAAGGUUUUAAUCGGAAAUUAACUCUUACUAAUCAUCAGAAGAUUCAUACAGGAGAGAAAGCCUUUGCAUGUACUGACUGUGGGAAAUGUUUUACUCGGAAAUCAACUCUUAUUAUGCAUCAGAAAAUUCAUAUAGGGGAGAAAGGAUUUUCUUGUUCUGACUGUGGGAAAUGUUUUAAUCGGAAAUUAACUCUUACUAAUCAUCAGAAGGUUCAUACAGGAGAGAAAGCCUUUGCAUGUACUGACUGUGGGAAAUGUUUUACUCGGAAAUCAACUCUUGUUAAGCACCAGAAAACUCAUAAUAAAGGAAAUUCUGGAGUUGUCACCCACACAAUACCUAGUGCUGAUCAUGACUACAUUUGAUCCCUUGGGGGGGCGCACAGUUUUGGAGCUGUUUAAGACCCCUUCUGCACCUCAAGCAUUUACAAUGGUUUCUAUAUAGGUUUGAAUAGCCAAGUGAUUACCUGGAGCCCCUUUGUAUUGAAGUUAUAAAUAUAACAAAAGGCCCAUGAAAUUUAGGUACUGUUGAGGGCAUUAUAGUUAGGUGAUCACUGAGGUGACCGUGUUUCUCUAGCUGGAAUUUAAAUUGACCAGGUAAAAGGGUUUACAGGGUGAGCCCCUACAUUAUCAAAAAUACAAGAGGGCUCCAAAAGCACUUGUCUGGAAUAGGAUAUCCCUCUAGCUACAUAAAAUGCAUUGUGGUAAAAAAAUCAUUCAAUUGCUAAUUUCUAUAGAAAAGCAUUGUUUUAUUUUCCAGCAACCUUGUUUAUUAAAAUUGUAAUAAAAUAUAAAUUUUU
This is a messenger RNA of Bombina bombina (fire-bellied toad), 1879 nucleotides long. RefSeq names its product gastrula zinc finger protein XlCGF26.1-like. Bases 60 to 1445 code for a protein of 461 amino acids. The record is from RefSeq and is a predicted model, not a curated record. The transcript is spliced from 5 exons. NCBI's taxonomy places the organism in Eukaryota, Metazoa, Chordata, Amphibia, Anura, Bombinatoridae. Gene Ontology annotation, biological process: regulation of DNA-templated transcription.